AUGCACACUGUGCAGUACUGUGAUCACAAGCAGCUCGUGGAGUGCUUUAACACCCGCGGCCAGGCUCCAUGUGCCCCAGAGUGUGGCUAUGUGUCAGGCGUAGAUGAUCAGCCGCAGCUUCUGGUAGCCAACGCCUUUAAAGCCCGCGCUGCGCUCGUCGACCCGCAGUAUAUCCUCAACGUAGGAGACAACUUCUACUGGGGCGGUAUCGAGAAGACAUGUGGGAGUCCGAUGGAUCAGAUCUCGUACCCGACGAAGCACCAGUUCGAUCAAAUCUUCGAAGGUGUCUAUCAAGGGGCCGGCCUGACCAACAAGCCCUGGUUCAGCGUGUUGGGCAACCAUGACUGGGGAGGCUUCAAGUUCGACAACGGCUGGGAUCAGCAGAUCUCCUACACCUGGGCUAGCACCCGCUGGGUCAUGCCCGCCCCGUACUACAAGACCUCCGUCGUCUACGCAGACCUCGGCUUCGACGUAGACUACUUCUUCUUGGACUCCAACUUCAUCGAUGCCAUGCCACCAGAGGAGGACCCGAACCACAACAUGUGCAGUCGAAAGAACAACAAGCCCUCCGCCUCCUGCGCCGCAGCGGAUGGCCCCGAGUCCGUGGACGCGUGCCCGGGCUGGUUCGCGUCGCUCUGGGCUGAGCAGCAGCCAUGGGUCACGCAACUCAUGGGACAGAGUAAGGCGAACUGGCAGAUUGUCGUCACGCACUUCCCCUGCGGACAUGAGCAGGACUUCUACAAGUCUUUGCAGGGCCUGGGGAUGGACCUGCUUGUGACAGGGCACCGGCAUGAUCAGGAGCUUUGGCUCCCAGAUGAUCAUGCCAAGAACCACAUGGGCGUAACAUGCAUCGUGACCGGCGGUGGUGGCGGCAUCACAUCCGAGGCCACACCGAAUCCUGAGGAGACUGAGGACUGGUACGGCGAGGCGCAGUAUGGUUUCUAUGACCUCACCAUCAGCAAGUCGGAGAUUUUGAUUGAGUCCAUCAACUACGAUGGCGAAGUGCUGUUCCCAUCGCGCUGA
This is a messenger RNA of Symbiodinium sp. CCMP2456, 1023 nucleotides long. NCBI's taxonomy places the organism in Eukaryota, Dinophyceae, Suessiales, Symbiodiniaceae. The record is from the annotation of a GenBank genome assembly.